AGACAACUUGAAGUCAAGUUGCCAUUAACUUCCGCGGCGGCCGCAGCUCGGCGGCGGGGAGGUGGCAGCAGCUGCAGCCGCCACCCGGGAAGUCCGCCGCCCAGCGCGCCCGCGCGGGGAACCGACCCGGCCUCGGCCCGCACCUCUGGCCCGCGCUGCCCCGGUUCCACGCCUGAUUCUGGCAGGUGAUCUGUAAGACAGUGACUGAGUAUGGAUCAUUUGAACGAGGCAACUCAGGGGAAAGAGCAUUCAGAAAUGUCUAACAAUGUAAGUGAUCCGAAGGGUCCACCAGCCAAGAUUGCCCGCCUGGAGCAGAACGGGAGCCCACUAGGAAGAGGAAGGCUUGGGAGCACAGGUGCAAAGAUGCAGGGAGUGCCUUUAAAACACUCGGGCCAUCUGAUGAAAACCAACCUUAGGAAAGGAACCAUGCUACCAGUUUUCUGCGUGGUGGAACAUUAUGAGAAUGCCAUUGAGUAUGAUUGCAAGGAGGAACACGCAGAAUUUGUGUUGGUGAGAAAGGAUAUGCUUUUCAACCAGCUGAUUGAGAUGGCAUUGCUGUCUCUAGGCUACUCGCACAGCUCCGCUGCCCAGGCCAAAGGGCUCAUCCAGGUGGGGAAGUGGAAUCCAGUUCCACUGUCCUAUGUGACAGAUGCCCCUGAUGCUACGGUAGCAGAUAUGCUUCAAGAUGUAUAUCAUGUGGUCACGCUCAAAAUCCAGUUACACAGUUGCCCCAAACUAGAAGACUUGCCUCCCGAACAAUGGUCGCACACCACAGUAAGGAAUGCUCUGAAGGACUUACUGAAAGAUAUGAAUCAGAGUUCGUUGGCCAAGGAGUGCCCCCUUUCACAGAGUAUGAUCUCCUCCAUUGUGAACAGCACGUACUAUGCAAAUGUCUCAGCAGCAAAAUGUCAAGAAUUUGGAAGGUGGUACAAACAUUUCAAGAAGACAAAGGAUAUGAUGGUUGAAAUGGAUAGUCUGUCUGAACUAUCCCAGCAAGGCACCAACCACGUCAACUUUGGCCAGCAGCCGGUCCCAGGGAACACAGCCGAGCAACCUCCAUCCCCUGCACAGCUCUCCCAUGGCAGCCAGCCCUCUGUCCGGACCCCUCUUCCGAACCUGCACCCUGGGCUUGUGUCAACACCUAUCAGUCCUCAGCUGGUCAACCAGCAGCUGGUGAUGGCGCAGUUGCUGAACCAGCAGUACGCAGUGAACAGACUCUUAGCCCAGCAGUCCUUAAACCAACAGUACUUGAACCACCCUCCCCCUGUCAGUAGGUCCAUGAAUAAGCCCUUGGAGCAGCAGGUUUCAACAAACACGGAAGUCUCUUCAGAAAUCUACCAGUGGGUGCGGGAUGAACUGAAAAGAGCGGGAAUCUCCCAGGCAGUGUUUGCACGCGUGGCUUUUAACAGAACUCAGGGAUUGCUCUCUGAAAUCCUCCGAAAGGAAGAGGACCCCAAGACUGCAUCCCAGUCCCUGCUGGUAAACCUUCGGGCUAUGCAGAAUUUCCUACAGUUGCCGGAAGCCGAAAGAGACCGGAUAUACCAGGAUGAGAGGGAAAGGAGUUUAAACGCUGCCUCUGCCAUGGGUCCUGCCCCGCUGCUGAGCACUCCGCCCAGCCGUCCUCCCCAGGUGAAAACAGCUACUCUUGCCACUGAGAGGAAUGGGAAACCAGAGAACAAUACAAUGAACAUUAAUGCCUCCAUUUAUGAUGAGAUUCAGCAGGAAAUGAAGCGUGCUAAAGUAUCCCAAGCACUGUUUGCAAAGGUUGCUGCCACAAAAAGCCAGGGAUGGCUGUGUGAGCUGUUGCGCUGGAAGGAAGAUCCUUCUCCAGAAAACAGGACCCUGUGGGAGAACCUGUCCAUGAUCCGCAGGUUCCUCAGUCUUCCUCAGCCUGAGCGUGAUGCCAUCUAUGAGCAGGAGAGCAAUGCUGUACAUCACCAUGGCGACAGGCCACCCCACAUCAUCCAUGUUCCAGCAGAACAGAUUCAGAGCCCCUCUCCCAGCACCCUUGGCAAAGGAGAGUCUAGAGCCGCUUUCUUACCAGGCCUGCCGAGCCCUGCACCAUGGCCCAAUGCUGCUCCUCAGCAACAGCCGCCCCAACAGCAACAGCAGCAGCCGCCGCCACCUCCUCCUCCACAGCCGCAGCCCCAGCCCCAAGCAGGCCCCAGGCUGCCCCCACGGCAGCCCACGGUGGCCACAUCUGCAGAGUCGGACGAGGAAAGCCGGCAGAAGACCAGGCCACGAACCAAAAUAUCUGUGGAAGCCCUAGGGAUCCUUCAGAGCUUCAUCCAAGAUGUGGGCCUGUACCCGGAUGAAGAGGCCAUCCAGACUCUGUCUGCACAGCUCGACCUCCCCAAGUACACCAUCAUCAAGUUCUUUCAGAACCAGCGGUACUAUCUCAAGCACCAUGGCAAACUGAAGGACAACUCCGGCUUGGAAGUGGAUGUGGCGGAAUACAAAGAGGAGGAGUUGCUGAAGGAUUUGGAAGAGAGUGUCCAGGAUAAAAACGCCAACACCCUGUUUUCUGUGAAACUGGAGGAGGAGCUAUCAGUGGAAGGGAGCACGGACAUUAACGCCGACUUGAAAGACUGAGAAAAGUGUUAUUUUCAUCUAUACCACUGGUAUUUACUAACAAAAUGAAAAGUCCACCUUGUGUUCGCUCAGAAAGCGUUCAUUGUUUAUUGUUUGGCCAAUGAAUCUUCAGAAACUUGCACAAACGGGAAGUUGGAAGGACAUGCAGACAUCACUAAAGGUUUUGCUGUUUUCCGGACUGCAAGGCAGCCCCAGUGAAGCGUCCAGCGUUGUCUGACGGUAGAAUUUGUGUUCAAGGGCUGCGCCACGGUGUGCACCCUGUCAGCAUGAUACCAGAGAUUGGUUUUCCUUUUAAUUAUUACUGUUCUGGAGCCUCAAAUAAGCAUUAUAACUUCUGUAAUUAUGAUUGCCUUUACUUUCAUUAUUUCUGUAACACUCCACACUGGUCUUGGAAACUGGCCCCUUAUUUUAAAGAGAAAAAGGAAAAAAAUGAGUUUGUUACUCGACUGUAUGUUAAAAAAAGAACUAUAGACUGUGGAAUGCAGUUUAAAGAUGACAUAUGCCAACAAAUGCCUUGUAUUAUAUGGCACUGCCGUAAUUAAAAUUUGUUUUUUUAUUUUGGAAAUAAAAGUUCACUGUAAUUUUU
Molecule: messenger RNA, 3178 nt
Organism: Onychomys torridus (southern grasshopper mouse)
Lineage: Eukaryota; Metazoa; Chordata; Mammalia; Rodentia; Cricetidae
Gene: Satb1
Product: SATB homeobox 1
Exons: 12
Coding region: 211-2592 (793 amino acids)
Biological process (GO): regulation of transcription by RNA polymerase II; chromatin remodeling
Molecular function (GO): RNA polymerase II cis-regulatory region sequence-specific DNA binding; DNA-binding transcription factor activity, RNA polymerase II-specific
Source: RefSeq, a predicted model, not a curated record